AUGUCUUACGACCUGUCCCUGGAGGUUGACACCUUCCCGUCUACGCCCAGCGGGCCUCCCACGUCUCCUCUCUUCUUUGACGGGAUCGGCCAUGACGAAUUUGACGCCUCGCAAUUUUCGCAGUCUUCCAGGGUGAUCACCAUCCAUGACGACAACCCAGAUCGUACCCAGACAGAUCUUGUCAUCUCCAAGAUCGAGGAAAUCUUUGCGACCAUGGUUGAUGUUCUCGCUGAAGGCGGCGAUGCACUCGUCAUCCCGUACCGCAGACGAACAUCUCAGAGGGAAGGAGUGCUGAGGUUCCCUGGAAGCACAGUGCAGGAAGCCAUCAAGUUCACCAGGAUGAUGCGGAUCAUGGAGCUGGCCCGCGAGGCACUGGUGUCUGGCCGUCUUAUCAGUAAAAGGAACAUUUAUUACCAGGAUCCAGACCUCUUCAAGAGCCAGAGCAACGUUGAUGAACUGGUCGACGACCUUGCGUUUACGCUUGGAGUUGGCCGCAACGCCCUGCAUAUUGUUGCCGCAUCCAAGGGUCUCAUCGCAGGGCCAUUGAGAUUGACCACGAAGGACGACACAGUCGUCGCCUGUUCAUUUGACCAAGAUCCCGGCGAGACCGUCCCUUCUAUCAGCACGAUCAGAAAGAUCGACUUUGGAGAGACGAGAUGGAUUCUUGUCAUUGAGAAAGAGGCAACCUUUCGCACUCUGGCGGCCUCCCAGUACUGGAGACACUGCAUCCAUGGUCAAGGCACUAUGAUCACAGGCAAAGGCUAUGCAGAUCUAGCCACACUCGAGUUUCUAAACUUGAUCCAUUCGGCACGACCGCUCAUGCCCAUCUUGGGCGUCUUCGACUGCGACCCGCACGGCAUCGAGAUCAUGCGAACAUACAAGUACGGCAGCCAAAGACUGAGCCACGAGGAAAACGCUCGAGUGCCGGGCAUGCAGUGGCUCGGCGUCAAAAUAGAUGAUAUCCUGCGAGCCAUUCCGCCGGCCGUUGAGGAAAUUGGAUCACAGAGCUCCCUUGGCCAAGCAAGCCAGUCAAGAUCGCAGCCAGUCCGACAGCACAGGGUUCGAGGUCCACGAAACGCAGCCGACUCAUUGAUGCCGCUGACGACGAACGACCGCAAGACAGCCCAAAGGAUCUUCGGGGCCAUGACAGCAAGGGGCAACGAACUCGAUCACGAAGAGACGGAACAGCUGCGGGAGAUACAGGUGAUGCUGAUGCUCAACGUCAAAGCCGAGAUUCAGGCAAUCGACAAUAUGGGCGACCUCUCCGAUUGGCUGGACGAGAAGAUUGGGAUGGCUUGA
Molecule: messenger RNA, 1299 nt
Organism: Diaporthe citri
Lineage: Eukaryota; Fungi; Ascomycota; Sordariomycetes; Diaporthales; Diaporthaceae
Exons: 7
Coding region: 1-1299 (432 amino acids)
Biological process (GO): meiotic DNA double-strand break processing; reciprocal meiotic recombination; meiotic DNA double-strand break formation
Cellular component (GO): nuclear chromosome
Molecular function (GO): DNA topoisomerase type II (double strand cut, ATP-hydrolyzing) activity; DNA binding; ATP binding
Source: RefSeq, a predicted model, not a curated record